CAGCGCCCGCGCGAGAAACGUCAGAACGUUAGAAAGUAAAUGAAUAGUACAAAUUGUGAACAGUGUGGUAUUUCGGCCUAGUUAAAAGAAAUAGGGGUAUUAUAUUCGUUCGUUCCUCGAUUUUUGUUCUGUUUUUAUUGAUUGAAUUGUGACGGGAAUACAUACACACGCAUCGUCGUUGACAAGAGCAGAGAGGAACGUGAAAGAAAACAACAAUUGUGCUGGCGCGCGAAUAUACACAAAAAAAACCCUCACACAGAUCCGCAAAAACACGCAAUCACACAUACACACAAGUAACUGGAAACAUACAUAUGUGCAUAUUUAUGUACGUGAGUUUAAUACUGUCCAACAACAAAAGCCGUUGCUAACUUUUGCUUAGACGCUAAAAGCUAAAUGACUCAAAUAUAGUACAAAAAAAGAGAAGAAAAACCUGCCAGUAACCAGAGAACUGCACAGCACACACCCUGCUGAAAGCCUCCGCCCCUCCGUUACAAGUAUUCAAACACAAAAAUAAUACAGAUAAUCUUUACGUGUGCCGCGUCAUGGCUUGUCGGAUGGAGGAGAACAGCAGUGGAAACGGCGGCGGCAGUGGCACAUCUUCACUCAACGGUGCCAUUACUGAUAAGAUGGCGACGGUGAAUCUAGACAGUUCGGACAUAACAAAAACAACGACAGAAACUACCACCAUGCGCAGUAAUGGCAAGCAUAAAACGCCGAGGGAGGACCCACCGCAACUCCAGCAGCAACAGGAGCAGCAGCAAUUGCAACAGCAACAACAGCCGACACCGCAAAAGCAGGCCAUGUCUGCGGAUGAGCGAAAGGCCACCAAGAAAUCUCUAGUCAUUGUUGCUGCAAUAUUUGUUACAAGUGUGGCGACCAUGUGCUAUGUCUAUGCAAUAUUUCCCGAAUUGAAUGAGUCUGAGAAGCAACAUUUAAAAAUACCGCGUGAUAUACAAGAUGCAAAAAUGCUGGCCAAAGUCCUCGAUCGCUACAAGGAUAUGUAUUACUUUGAAGUGAUGUUCGGCGUAGUUGUCGCUUAUGUAUUCCUACAAACAUUUGCCAUUCCCGGUUCAUUAUUCCUGUCGAUAUUGCUCGGCUUCCUCUACAAGUUCCCCAUCGCCCUGUUCCUGAUCUGUUUUUGUUCGGCGCUGGGGGCCACACUAUGCUACACUCUCUCGAAUCUGGUGGGACGUCGCCUUAUUCGUCACUUCUGGCCAAAGAAGACCAGCGAAUGGUCGAAGCACGUUGAGGAGUAUCGGGACAGUCUCUUCAACUAUAUGCUUUUCCUGCGCAUGACUCCCAUUUUGCCCAAUUGGUUUAUCAACCUGGCCUCGCCCGUUAUCGGGGUGCCGCUGCACACCUUCGCCCUGGGCACGUUCUGUGGCGUGGCGCCGCCAUCGGUGAUCGCCAUACAGGCAGGCAAGACACUACAGAAGAUGACCAGUUCGAGUGAGGCCUUCUCCUGGACCUCGAUGGGGAUACUCACAGUGUGUGCCUGCGCCUCGCUCCUGCCUGGACUCCUGAAGAACAAGUUCAAGAAGAAGGAAGCGUAGAUGCGUGAGCCGGGACUAAGGAGUGGAUAGAUACAUAUGCAUAUAUAUCGAUAGAACCGAGCGUCUGGGACUGCACACGACUGCACUGCACGAAUAUGCAACACCCAAGGAUCCAACGAUGCUGGCGUGUUGGAGUCUCCCCAAAAUGCUAUUUCCAAAAAAACAAACAACAAAAAUCAUAAACUGUAUUUAUACACGCCGUAUAUUUUGUAAUUAAACGAGCGAGGGCUCUGUUUUUUAAACC
Messenger RNA from Drosophila subobscura, 1797 nucleotides. It is a transcript of the gene stas, whose product is annotated as transmembrane protein 41 homolog. The coding region runs from base 543 to 1553 and encodes 336 amino acids. The transcript is spliced from 4 exons. The record is from RefSeq and is a predicted model, not a curated record. Gene Ontology annotation, cellular component: endoplasmic reticulum membrane. Lineage: Eukaryota; Metazoa; Arthropoda; Insecta; Diptera; Drosophilidae.